Messenger RNA from Chondrus crispus (carragheen), 225 nucleotides. RefSeq lists its product as hypothetical. The record is from RefSeq and is a predicted model, not a curated record. Lineage: Eukaryota; Rhodophyta; Florideophyceae; Gigartinales; Gigartinaceae. The coding region runs from base 1 to 225 and encodes 74 amino acids. The transcript has a single exon.
AUGUUUUUGAAACCAAACACGAAAACUCAUUGCUUCUUCUUAUUACCGGAUGCCGCUAUUGUACAGAUUGUUGCGGCCGAUAACAUUUUUGAUGAGACGUGCAGAUUGUGCACAAAGAAACAAAGAAACUUGCGCACAUUCGCCGCGAUCACCGUACGUCGGAGGAGUGGGAAAUGGCAGCAUCCCCAUUCCUCAGAAAGAGGGGGUCGCGGAGCAAUCCAUUAA